UGGCGGCGGCGAGUUCUCCUGCCGCUGCCGCUGCUGCUGCCGCGGCGCCUCCGCCGCUUCCCUGGGGCUGCGCGCGGGCGCUUAAAGGGGCCGCCGCCUCCGCCGCGCCCGAGGAUGCCGAACUUCUGCGCCGCCCCGAACUGCACGCGCAAGAGCACCCAGAGCGACCUGGCUUUCUUCCGUUUCCCGCGGGACCCCGCCCGAUGCCAGCGGUGGGUUGAGAACUGCCGAAGAGUUGAUCUGGAAGAUAAGACGCCGGAUCAGCUGAACAAGCAUUACAGACUGUGCGCAGAGCAUUUCGAAACGUCCAUGAUAUGUCGAAGCAGCCCCUACAGGACAGUUUUACGUGACAAUGCUGUGCCCACAAUAUUUGACCUGACAAGCCAUUUGAACAACCCACACAGCAGGCAUCGCAAAAGAAUCAAAGAGCUGAGUGAAGAAGAAAUACGAACAUUAAAACAGCAAAAGAUUGAUGAAGCUUUUGAACAAGAAAAGGCAAAUCCAGAAUCCAAGAACGACGUCCAGAACCUGGCGUCAGAGGAAGGCCGAGAGGAGCCGGUCGAAGACGACGUCCCGUUAACCCAGGAGGAGAGGGAGAACAAGGAUUACCUCAAGUCUUUAUUUGAGAUUUUGAUUCUCAUGGGCAAACAAAACAUCCCGCUGGACGGCCACAGUGCCGACGAGCUCCCGGAAGGCAUUUUCACGCCGGACAACUUCCAAGCCCUCCUAGAAUUCAGGAUCAACUCCGGAGACGAGGUUCUGCGGAAGCAGUUCGAGACCACCGCCGUGAACCUGGCGUAUUGCUCCAAAGCGCAGCAGAAGCAAAUGCUGGACGUCUGUGAGAGCUGUGUGCGGGAAGAGAUGCUCAGGGAAGUCAGGGACUCUCCGUUUUUCUCCAUCGUCACCGAUGAGGUGGUGGACCUGGCGGGCGAGGAACACCUGCCGGUCCUGGUGAGGUUCGUGGACGACGCUCAUAACCUGCGAGAGGAAUUCAUUGGCUUCCUGCCGUACGAGGCAGACCCUGAAGUCUUAGCUGUUACGUUCCAUGCUACGAUCACUGAAAAGUGGGGCCUGAACAUGGAAUACUGUCGGGGCCAGGCUUAUGUCGUCUCCAGCGGGCUGGCUCCUAAAAUGAAGACCGUGGCUACGAGGAUCCUGGAAAAGUAUCCCCGGGCUGUUUACACGCUGUCCUCUUCUUGUGCCUUGAACAUCUGGUUAGCCAAAUCCAUUCCCGUUCUUGGCAUUUCCAUCGUGCUGGGAACCAUGGAGGAGGUCUGCUUGUUCUUUCUCCAGUCCCCUCAGUUGUUGGCUGGGCUGGACAACGUCAUCUCCAUUCUCUUUCACAACAGUGAGGAGAAGGGGAACUUGCUGAAGGAGGUCGCCCGCUCGCACUGGACCGGCCGGCACGACACCUUUGAGAUCGUAGUGGACCUCCUCCAGGCCCUGGUGCUGUGCUUGGACAGCGUCAAUGACGCUUCCAUCCCGUGGAACAGCUCAGUGGCGGGGCAGGCGUACAUUCUUUCCACGGCACUAGCAGAUUUUGACUUUGUAGUCACGGUGGUGAUUAUCAAGAACAUCCUCUCUUUCACCAGGGCUUUUGGUAAGAACCUCCAGGGCCAAACGUCAGACGUUUUCUUUGCAGCCAGCAGCUUGACGGCCGUCUUGCAUUCCCUCAACGAGGUGAUGGAGAACAUUGAGGUGUAUCACGAGUUCUGGUUUGAGGAGGCGACCAACUUGGCCACCAAGCUGGACCUCCCCAUUAAGCUGCCUGGGAAGUUCUGCCGAUCCCAUCAGGGGAGUUUGGAUUCUGAGAUCACCCCGGAAAAUUACUACAAAGAAGCGCUUAGCAUCCCGACGGUGGAGCACAUCAUUCAGGAGCUGAAAGACAUCUUCUCGGAGCAGCCCUUGAGGGCACUCAAGUGCUUGUCUCUGGUGCCAUCGGUCAUGGGGCAGCUCAAGUUCAAUACCUCUGAGGAGCAUCAUGCCGACAUGUACAAGAACGAUCUCACGAAUCCAGAUACCCUCUCCGCAGAGCUCCAUUGCUGGAGAAUCAAGUGGAAGCACAGAGGGAAGGAUAUUGAACUUCCCACCACCAUCUACGAAACCCUCCACUUGCCGGACAUCAAGUUUUUCCCCAAUGUCUACUCACUGCUUAAGGUCCUCUGCAUCCUCCCCAUCAUGAAAGUGGAGAACGAGAAGUUUGAAAUCGGCCGACGGCGCUUGAAGGCCUACCUAAAGAACACGGUGACCAAGCAGCGGUCGAAUAACCUCGCCCUGCUGAACAUAAACUUCGACAUCAAACACGACUUAGAUUUAAUGGUUGACACUUACAUCAAACUGUAUCCGGAGAAAGCUGAAUUCCAAGAGCGAUUUCCUCCUUCCCGCAAUUCCGAAGCGGUCCAAGAGACUUAACAGGACGAGGGGAGUGGACAACCAGUAUGGUUGGGAUAUUUUGCCUUUUAAAGAAUAAGGGUGGGGGGAUUUGGGACCCCAUGUGAGGUAAAGAAUCAGAGCAGGCCCCCUUUCAUUUUAGGCAUGCCUUGAAAUGAGCUGCAAAUUAUUGACCCAGCUCAGUUUUUGCAGCUGACGUGCAGCACUCAAGUUCGUAUUUUGUUUAUCUCCAAGAAAACCCAGUUCAUACAGACGACGUGGAUCCUUGCCUUACUGGUGCUCAGUGACUGAAAAGUUCCUGUUUGGAAGAGAAUUGUACUGAUUGCUAAUUUCUUUCCUCUUCUCCCACACCCCAGCCCUGGAAAAGGAAGAUGUAAGUUUGGCCUAAGCCAUGCCGUGGACUGUAUUUUCCAGCUCGAGAAUCCUUUGCUCGGGUGCAAAAUGUCUGGUGUUCUUCUAAGGGUCUUCUGAGGGUUUUAAACAUGACCCAGGCAACCGAACCUGGUUCUCAUUCCUACCAGGCUUCUAAGGUUCUGUUGGAAAAAGGGGUUUUGUGAGUUCAAAGCAUGUUUUCAGAAUGGCAGCCCGUGUUAAUAAUCGAGGCUUGCUUGAGUUGAUCAUCUCAGUUACCUUUCUGUCAGAUUUGGAUGCGUACAGAAGAGAAUGUGGUUUUUAUCCCCCCCCCCCCCGCCAAAUGAUGGCCAGCCAGACUUACGAGUGUGCUUAUUCAUUCCCUGUGGCCUCCAUGAUAAGAACUAACUUGGCAAGGUGAGCAGACAACGGGCUCUGGAAUUUGGUUUGGGUUUUUUUUUUUUAAACUUAGAAGUCCUACCAAAACUUUUCUGCAAAUAUUUUUUGGCCAAAACAAAAAGAAGAGGAAGAAAAAAAAAGAAUUUUUUUUGUAUAGUUUAUUUCCAUGCAGAAUAAAAUGUGAAUUUGCUA
Molecule: messenger RNA, 3333 nt
Organism: Candoia aspera
Lineage: Eukaryota; Metazoa; Chordata; Lepidosauria; Squamata; Candoiidae
Gene: THAP12
Product: THAP domain containing 12
Exons: 5
Coding region: 115-2412 (765 amino acids)
Molecular function (GO): protein dimerization activity
Source: RefSeq, a predicted model, not a curated record